Zychaea mexicana is the source of this 381-nucleotide messenger RNA. RefSeq lists its product as uncharacterized. NCBI's taxonomy places the organism in Eukaryota, Fungi, Mucoromycota, Mucoromycetes, Mucorales, Lichtheimiaceae. The transcript has 2 exons. The record is from RefSeq and is a predicted model, not a curated record. The coding region runs from base 1 to 381 and encodes 126 amino acids.
AUGGCGUCCGAAUAUGGGCAAAUAAUUUGGGUCUGGGGUGACAGAAACAAACUGAGGCGGAGCUUUUGGACUCCUUUUGACAUACCACCAGCAACCCCACCGACCCCAGAGCCACAAGAACACGACAACACUAGACCACAACACGAAGAACAGGUUGGCAACACCUCUGAGUCGCCCACACCAAGCAAGGAUCAUCCUAUGACAAAAGCAGGACAAAAAGAGCAGGAUGACCAGCCCAACGACCAUCCAACAGCAAAGAAACAAAAGACAUCAGCGCAUCCACAGCAACUCCAGGCCCACACUAGCUCGCACCAGACUUCCAUGGAUUCCGGUUCUGCGUCGCCGCCACCCUACAGUGGUGGUAUUCUGCGUUCAGAAUAA